AUGGGGGAAAUGCUUGUUACUGCUAGGUCGAGACACAGGAAGCUUGCAGUCGCACAAAACGUUCAGAGAGAAGAAGAAUUUUUGGGUGCAAAGAUUGUCUCUGCGAAACAGCCCAUUAGAUGCUUACAAAGAGAGAGGGAUGCACUCCUUCAAUUCAAGUCUAGACUUGUGGAUGACUACAACAUGCUCUCACCAUGGACCACUCCAGAUUGUUGCCAAUGGAAGGGAAUUCGUUGCAGCAACCUCACUGCCCAUGUUCUCAUCCUCGACCUUGAUGACAAUUUACUCAGCGGUGAGAUUCACAACUCAUUGAUGGAGUUGCAACAAUUACAGUAUUUGAACCUUAGUUUGAAUAAUUUUCAAGAGAGUCAUAUCCCAGAGUUUUUCUCUUCUCUUCACAACUUGAGAUCCCUUGAUCUCUCACAUUCUUCUUUUAGUGGAAAAAUUCCACGUCAACUUGGGUCUCUCUCACAUUUGAAAUACUUAAAUCUUGCUGGGAAUUCUUUGGAAGGUUCAAUUCCUUAUCAACUUGGAAAUCUCUCCAUGUUGCAGCAUCUUGAUCUCAGUGACAAUCCUUUAGAAGGAAAUAUACCAUCUCAGCUUGGGAACCUGUUCAACUUGCAAAAGCUUUAUCUUGGAGAAUAUGACAAUGCUCUCAAAAUGGAUGAUGGGAAUCACGGUGGAGGUCAGUGGCUGUCUAAUCUCACUUCUUUAACCCAUCUUUACUUGCUCUCUAUAUCUAAUCUCAACGGUUCUCAUUAUUGGCUGCAAAUGAUUGGCAAGCUUCCAAAACUAAGAGAACUAACUUUAUCUGAUUGUAGCCUUUCCGAUCGCUUUAUCCUUUCAAUGAGGCCUUCUAAAUUCAAUGUUUCUACUUCUCUUUCUGUCUUGGAUCUCUCUUACAACAACUUCACACCAUCCAUCAUAUUCCCAUGGGUGUCGAACAUUACUUUUAACCUUGCUGAGCUUGAUCUCAGUGGUAACCACUUGGAGGCUUCCCCAUCGAAUCAGACGGUUAAGCUACCGAAACUAAGAGAAUUAAGGUUAUCUUUUUGUGACCUUUCCGAUAAUUUUCUCCAUUCAGUGACUCCUUCCAACUUCAAUUUUUCCACUUCCCUUUCCAUCCUUGAUCUCUCUCACAACAGCUUCACAUCAUCCAUGAUAUUCCAGUGGGUGUCAAACAUGAGUUCAAAUCUUAUUGAGCUUGACCUUAGUUAUAGCCACUUAGAGGGUUCCACGUCUCAUUUUGGCAUAAUGAUGAAUUCGCUUGAGAGGCUUGACCUCUCAGGUAACGGACUCAAGGGUGGAUUUCUGAAAUCCUUCGUGAAUAUAUGCACCUUGCGUUCUUUGAACAUGCAAGGAAAUAAUUUAACCGAUGAUCUUCCAUCAAUUCUUCAUAAUUUGUCUGGUGGUUGUCUUAGAUAUUCAUUACAAGAGUUGUAUCUGAGCUAUAAUCAAAUCAUUGGCUCCUUAACUGACCUUUCAGUAUUCUCAUAUUUGAAAACAUUGGAUCUUUCUAACAAUAAUUUAAAUGGAAUACCUGAUGGUAGCAAAUUGCCACCUCAUUUGGAGUCUUUGUCGAUCCAAGGGAACUCUUUGGAAGGUGGUAUUCCAAAAUCAUUUGGGAACGCAUGUGUUUUGAGCUCAUUGGACCUGUCUUCUAACAAAUUGAAUAUAGAGCUCCCAAUGAUAAUCCAUCGUUUAUCUGGGUGUGCUAGAUACUCACUGCAAAUAUUGAAUCUGAGAGAAAACAAAAUCAAUGGCACGUUGCCUGACCUCUCAAUGUUUUCAACCUUGAAAACAUUGGAUCUUUCUGAAAAUAAUUUAAAUGGAAUACCUGAUUGUAGCAAAUUGCCCCCUCAGUUGGAGUCUUUGUCGAUCCGAUCGAACUACUUAGAAGGUGGAAUUCCAGAAUCAUUUGGGAGCACAUGUACUUUGAAUUCGUUGGACCUUUCUUCUAAUAGUUUGAGCGGAGAAGUAACAGGGAUAUUUAGUCACUUUUCUGGGUGUUCUGGAUAUUCACUGGGAGAUAUAAAUCUAGAAGGCAACAAAAUCAAUGGCAAAAUAUCUGACUUCUCAAUGUUUUCAAAAUUCAGUAGUGUUAGGCUCUCAGGGAAUCGAUUAGGUGUGAAGAUACCUAAAAGCAGCAUAUUAUCAUUCGAUCAAUUGGACAAAGAGAGUGGAGUUCCAAAUUCAUUUCAAAAUGCAGGUACUUUGCAAUCACUGGACCUGUCCAAUAAUAGUUUGAGUGAAGAGCUUCCAACGAUAAUCCAUCACCUGUCAAGAUAUGCUAGAUACUCAUUGCAAGUAUUAGAUCUAAGCAAGAAUCAAAUCAACGGCACUCUGCCCAACCUCCGUCCACUGCUCCCAUCUUUGAAAGAAUUGGAUCUUAGUGAAAACAAGCUUAAUGGGACCAUUCCUAAAGAUGUUCAAUUUCCAACAGAACUAAGGAGUUUAUUUUUGAAUUCAAACUCUAUGAAAGGUGUGAUCACUGACUCCCACUUUGCUAAUAUGUCGAAGUUAGAUUGGUUGGACUUGUCUGAUAACUCAUUGGCCUUGGCAUUUACCCACAGUUGGGUCCCACCAUUUCAGUUGUUCAACGUCAUAUUGAGAUCUUGCAAGCUAGGUCUGUCAUUUCCCAAAUGGUUGCAAACACAAAAUAGCGUCUACAAUAUUGACAUUUCUGAUGCUAGAAUAUCAGAUAUUGUUCCACGGUGGUUUUGGGCUAAAUUAGCAUCGCAGGACUGCAUGACAAUGAAUAUUUCACACAACAAUCUCAAAGGUGUAGUUCCAGAUUUUCCAGUAAAGUUUCUUCCAUAUUCUCUUAUUCUUGCAUCGAAUCAAUUUGAAGGUCCAAUACCACCAUUUCUACGACGUUCAACGUUUCUUGAUCUAUCAAACAAUAAAUUUUCAAAUUCUCUUCCAUUUUUAUGUGCCAGUGGUGUAGCCGAAAAUCUAUACAGCCUAGAUCUUUCAAACAACGAAUUAUCUGGACAAAUUCCAGAUUGUUGGAGCCACUUCAAGUCACUAGUCUAUCUAGAUUUGAGUCAUAAUAAAUUUUCAGGAGAGAUUCCUACUUCAAUAGGAUCACUUCAUCAACUUCAAGCACUGCUAUUGAGAAACAAUAACUUAACAGAGGAAAUUCCUUUCUCGUUAAGAAGUUGCACGAAGUUAGUAAUGAUAGAUAUGGCAGAAAAUGAAUUAUCAGGACCUAUCCCUACUUGGAUUGGAAGCACGUUGCAAGUGUUGCAAAUUUUAAUCUUAGCAAGGAAUCAAUUCUUUGGAAUGCUUCCAAAGUUUCACUUCAAUGGCUCGAAAGACUUCUUCUCUAGCAACAACUUCUCAGGAGAAAUUCCAGCAGAAAUAGAGGAUUUAUUUGAAUUGAUAUCACUGAAUUUAUCAAGAAACAAUUUGAGAGGAGAAAUUCCUUCAAAUAUUGGAAAGCUUGCAUCACUGGAAUUUCUUGACUUAUCAAGAAACCAAUUUGUUGGUUCAAUUCCAUGGAGUCUUACUCAAAUAGAUCGACUCAGCAUGUUAGAUUUGUCGCAUAACAAUCUAAGUGGAGCAAUUCCAACUGGUACACAAUUACAAAGUUUCAAUGCUUCCAGUUAUGAAGAUAAUUUUGAUCUUUGUGGGGCGCCACUUGAGAAAUUGUGUGUUGAAGGGGAACCACCGCAAGAACCAACUCAAGAGAAAGAGAAAGAUGAUUCGCUCUUCACUCGUGGAUUUUACAUUAGCAUGACCUUUGGAUUUGUUAUAGCCUUUUGGGGGUUCUUCGGCUCAAUCUUGAUCAAGCGUUAUUGGAGGCAUGCUUAUUUCAAGUUCUUGAACAAUUUAAUAGACUCUCUUUAUGUCAUGGUUGCAAUUAAACUUAUCAAGUACAAGGGUUGA
Messenger RNA from Abrus precatorius (Indian licorice), 3891 nucleotides. RefSeq names its product receptor-like protein EIX1. Bases 1 to 3891 code for a protein of 1296 amino acids. Lineage: Eukaryota; Viridiplantae; Streptophyta; Magnoliopsida; Fabales; Fabaceae. The record is from RefSeq and is a predicted model, not a curated record. Gene Ontology annotation, molecular function: protein binding. The transcript is spliced from 3 exons.